Rotaria sordida is the source of this 588-nucleotide messenger RNA. NCBI's taxonomy places the organism in Eukaryota, Metazoa, Rotifera, Eurotatoria, Philodinida, Philodinidae. The record is from the annotation of a GenBank genome assembly.
AUGGUUAUAUUUUGGAAAGUGAUCAUAACUGUCCUUCUACUCUAUAGUGUCGUCAUCGAUGGAAAUCGAGCUCGCCGUCGUCGACGACAAACUUUAGAUCAAAUAUCUAAUUCUAUUAAUCAAAAACGAUUACCACCAAAUCCUAAAAUUCUCAAUGCUUAUGAACAAUCUUCUCUACAAAAUGAUAAUCAAAAUGAAAUUGUAUCAGGAAAAACAGGUAGUCGACAGUAUUAUUCACAUCAAGGUCCAUAUGGUUAUGGAACUAUUCAAGGUACAAAUUAUCCAUAUGCUGGUGCAGGUGUUGGUCCUUAUCAAUAUGGAUAUGGACAAUAUGGUCAAUCUGGACAAUCAAUAGGACAUUAUGGUUCCUAUUACAAUCAAAAUCCUGGUUCAUAUGGUUAUUAUUCAGGUUAUAAUAGUGGAAGUAAUUAUAAUCGUCCUGGUUAUUCAUCAAAUUAUAAUCCAUCAUGGGGAGGCGGCGGCAAUUAUGGUGGUUACUUUUGGAAUGCUGGACAAAAACAAAAUUUUAAUAUGUUUGUUAUUUUUAUUUCUUUAGUAGGUAGUUUAGUGAUUUGUUUGAGCCUAUAG